This is a messenger RNA of Babjeviella inositovora NRRL Y-12698, 2330 nucleotides long. It is a transcript of the gene HOL4, whose product is annotated as Hol4p. Gene Ontology annotation, molecular function: transmembrane transporter activity. The record is from RefSeq and is a predicted model, not a curated record. Gene Ontology annotation, biological process: transmembrane transport. The transcript has a single exon. The coding region runs from base 126 to 1970 and encodes 614 amino acids. NCBI's taxonomy places the organism in Eukaryota, Fungi, Ascomycota, Pichiomycetes, Serinales.
CUCUUUAAACCCACCGCUUCUUAGAUUUUGGUAUCCAUCUUUCCUCCUCUAACUCUUGGUACCUUUUCUCAUCGACCCAGUCUUACGAGAAAAUCCUACAAGUCGUAUACCACACCCUUUGAAGUAUGGGUCUCGGAAUCAAAGAACCCACAAACUACGACGGCGAUGUCACUGGAACCAUCAUGAUGAUGUCGAUGGAUGACAGCCAUCCCGCGUCCCCCGAUAUCCUUUCCAAGGUCACCUCCCACGACUCAGCCGCGUCCACCGUCAAGACCAACAAACAAGGCAUUGUGUUGUUUCCCCAGCCCCAUAACAACCCAAACGACCCCCUCAACUGGCCUAUUUGGCAGCGUGACCUCGCCUUGGUUGUCAUCGGCUUCCACAGUUUUAUUGUUGGCGGCCAGUCCCCGCUUCUCGCUGCGGGACUCACCACGAUUGGGGCUGAGUUCCACGCCUCUCCCUCCAAGGUGUCCUACUUGGUCGGUGGGUUCAUGCUUUCACUUGGCUUUGGCUCUGUAUUCGCCGCCCCUUCGGCAGUUCUCUACGGGAAGCGCGUGGUCUAUCUCGCGGGCAUCCUCAUCUUCAUGGGCGGCUCUAUCUGGGGUGCCUGUGCCAACAGUUUCGGUUCGCUUAUGGGUGCGCGUGUGCUCACAGGACUUGGUGCGUCCCCCUGCGAGUCUCUUCCGUCCGCUACGAUCGCAGAAAUCUACUUUGCCCACGAAAGAGCCUACCGCUUGGGUAUCUACACCAUGUUGCUCCUCGGGGGCAAGAACUUGGUGCCCAUGCUUGCGGGCUUUGUUUUCCAGAGCUUGAACCGCCACUGGCUCUACUGGAUCUUGACCAUCAUCUUGGGCAUUAAUCUUGUACUCACCUACUUCUUUGCUCCGGAAACCUUUUGGGACAGAACCCCGAUCCCCAACAAGGAGUCGCAGAAAGAGACGGAAAAAGCCAGAAAGGUUAGCAAGCGGAGAGGAAUGAACCUGUUGUAUCGCCACAGGCCGAAUUCGUUUGCUCUCAAGGACGGUGAGGAUGUCACAUCGUUGCAUUCCUCGGUGGCGGACCAAACGGCGAUUGAACCGGUGUUACAGCCAAUUGCAAUGACCGACUCUCGUCCAAUCGAGGCUGUUACGGGUCCAGCCGAAAGCACCACGAAAACACUUCCAACGGAUACAGAGAGAGCCUCCGGUACUCCGCCUAGAAAUUCCUUCUACCAGAAGCUCCGCAUCGUCAGUGGCCGCCAUACUGAAGACAAGUGGUGGAUGGUGGCCGUGCGCCCGUUUGUCCUCCUUUUAUAUCCCUCCGUGCUCUUUGGCGCCUUUCUCUACGCCUUUGCCGUCGUCUGGUUGAUCCUCAUCUCCGAAUCCGUCUCCCACUUGUUUACCAAACCGCCGUACAACUACUCUGUCAUCACCAUCGGCUUGUUCUACGUAUCGCCGUUUGUGGGCGGCACCUUGGGCUCCGCCGUGGCCGGGAAGAUCUCCGAUAUUUUGGUGCGUAAGCUCGUUGCCCGCAACAAUGGUACGUACGAACCAGAAUUUCGCUUGUUAAUGGUGGUACCCAUCUUCAUCGCUGUGUGCAUCGGGAUCAUGGGGUUCGGCUGGGCCACCGAGGUCCACGAUAAGUGGAUAGUUCCGGUUAUUUUCUUUGGCAUCUUGGGCUUUGGCUGUUCGCUUGCCUCCACCACUGCCAUAACUUAUACCGUAGACUCCUACAAAAUGUUUGCCGCCGAGGCAUUGGUGACGCUCAACGUCACCAAGAACGUGCUCGGGUUUUUGUUUUCCUUGUUUACCAACUCGUUUAUUGACCGAAAGGGGGCAAAGGAUGCCUUUGUCACCUUUGGGGGCAUACAGAUCUUUAUCUGUUUGUUUGCCAUUCCAUUAUACUUUUACGGGAAGCGGUGCAGACAUUGGACUGACGAGCGGGAGUUUAUGAAGUGGUUGUAUGUGAAGCGUCACCACGAGGCGAAGUGAGUCGUCGGUUCAUUUGUCUACCGACGUUUAGUUUAUGCCAUUCCCAAAUUUUCCAUUUAUUUUUCCUCAUCCACACUCGGCUUUCAGUCCAGCCAGAAGAUGGGACGGAAAGAUCUGCAUAGUCACCGCUUGCAUGCCGAACUUGGGCUAGACUGCCGUUUAAAUCAGCAGUGCUGGCAGGCCGAAUGACGGUGGGCCUGAGGCUUGCAUCUGCUUACAAUAUAGCGUUAGAAUGAAUUUCGAAAGUCUAAACGUUGCUUGCUCUACUCAUAAGGGCCAAUUCCAAGACCUCAUUACCUUCAGAUUGAAUAUCCCAGAUUUAUAUCUAUGUAAAAUAUGUCCUUGCGUAACCACAAAUCU